AUGGGUUUUUUCGAAGAAAUAACACACAACUAUGGAUCCGUAACAACAAAGGAAAUGAAAUUAUGGAGUACUAACAACAAAAAGAUGGCUGCUGCUUUAAACAGACGAAUAUUUCUUUUGGAGUGCAAACGACAAGGACUCACACCAAAACACAUAACAUCUAAUUUAAAAAGUAUAAUGGGACUAUUUGAAUACGGAAAUCAACGAUUAAAUAAGAAAAUACGGGAAUUCAAUGAUGUCACAAAGAAGAAAAUUUUAAACCUAGAACUGUGUCAGGUUAAUCAAAAAAUAAGAAGACUACAAUUAGAAAAUGAUAAAACAAAACACAGGUUACGACAUCUGCCAGAAUACAUUCUCAAAGAAUAUCAACGCAGACUAGAGAUCUCGUUUAAUAGAGAGUUUCACGUAAUUAAAGAAGCCAAUAUAAGAAAAAUUAAUAACCUCAAAAACAACAGUAUUUCUAACUUCAAAACUCAAGAAAAAUGGAUUAAAAAUCUAUCCAGUAAAGAAUUACCGAACACAGUUAAAAAUCUUUUGUCUUUAGGAUCCAAAUUCAGUAUCCCAACUACAAAAAAAGACGUCAACAUCGAUCGUAUAAUAGCAGACACCGAAUAUAUUUUGGAAGCCAUACCAGCUGAAAGAAAAGAUAUACAAAGAGCAAAGGUUACAAAUGUAGUAACAAAUUAUAUCCAUAAACCCACUGAGCAAAACAAUUUAACUCAAGGAUGGUAUAGGGAAAGCAAAAGGUUUUUAAAAGAAAAUAAUGAUCUAGUGGUGUUGAACAGUGACAAGGGUGCAGUGACGGUCAUAAUGGAGGAGAGAGAUUAUAAUGAGAAGAUGAAAGCUAUCUUACAGUCAGAAAAUUUCAAGAGACUACCUAGAGAUCCUACCCAGACAAUACAAACAAAAUGUAAUAAGUAUAUAGACAGACUUGAAAAACUGAAAUACAUAACGAAAGAACAAGCAAAAACAAUGAAAAUAUACAACUCAGUUGCUCCAAGAAUCUACGGAAAUCCUAAAGUUCAUAAAAAUGGGUUCCUAAUGAGACCUAUAAUAUCAAGUCUAAAUAGUCCAAUGAAUAAGUUAUCUAAAUUUGUUGCUGACAUCCUAAAAACAGCAUAUGAUGAAGAAAAUGAAUACUACGUCAAAGACACUUUUCACUUUGCAAGAACAAUAAAUAAUUUCAAACUACCAGAAAACUACACGUUAAUUUCUCUUGAUGUCAUCAAUUUGUUUGGGAAUUUAGACAAAAAAGACAUAAUUGAAGUGAAAAAACAAAAAUGGAGUGUGAUAAAACUAUGUACAGAUAUUGAUGAAGAAUUUUUUAAAGAAAUAAUCCUGUUUCUGUUGGAGAAUAAUUACUGUGUUUUCCAGGGAGAAUAUUAUCUCCAGAUAUUUGGGUGUGCAAUGGGGUCCAAACUGAGCCCAAGACUAGCUCAAUAUGUAAUGGACCAUUUAGUGAAAAUAUGUGUAAGCAAAUUACCUUUCAGUGUACCAUUUUUGAAAAAGUUUGUAGACGACAUAAUAAUGUCAGUUCCAAAAGAACAAACACAGACUACAUUGAAUUAUUUCAACUCUUAUUCUGAAAACCUACAAUUCACCCUAGAGGUAGAAGAUCCAGAACAUAGUGUACCCUUCCUAGAUACAAAAGCUCAAAGGGAAGACAACAUAAUAAAAUUGAAAUGGUAUAGAAAAGAGACUCAUUCUAAUAAGAUGAUUCAUUAUAACUCGAAUCACAGUAUAAACAUGAAAAUUAAUGUAAUAAAACAGAUGAAGAAAAGAAUAAGUAGAAUAUGUCACGAAUCACAUGUAAAAGAGGGAAUAAGAAAACUAUUUACAAUUUUUUAA
Molecule: messenger RNA, 1848 nt
Organism: Coccinella septempunctata (seven-spotted ladybird)
Lineage: Eukaryota; Metazoa; Arthropoda; Insecta; Coleoptera; Coccinellidae
Exons: 1
Coding region: 1-1848 (615 amino acids)
Source: RefSeq, a predicted model, not a curated record